UCAAAUGAAUCGAAAAUCGAACCGAUUCUUGUCGUCGACAAUUUCUCUUUUGCGUACGAUUCCGACUUCUCUCUCUAUCUCUCCGGGAAGAUCGCGCCGGAAAACUCCAAUCUCAGCUUAUGGCUAACCAGCCAAGGUCUUCUUAUCCCACCGAAGAACCCCACGACCAUAAUCGUCGACUAUACAACCCUUAUCAAGACCUAAAGGUUCCAACUCAAACCCUAUACAAUCUCCCUACCUCACCGGAGUUCCUCUUCCAGGAAGAAUCCAUCGUUCAACGCCGAUCUUGGGGUGAAAACCUCACCUACUACACAGGAAUUUGUUACCUUGGCGGUGCAAUCGCCGGUGCAGGCAAGGGCUUUAUCGAAGGUGUUAAAUCGUCGGAAGCUGGUGACUCAAUGAAGCUUCGUGUGAAUCGGAUCCUCAAUGCAUCGGGUCAUUCCGGUCGUACGUUAGGGAAUCGAGCUGGUGUUUUAGGGUUGUUGUAUGCAGGGACGGAAAGCGGUAUGGUAAUGCUGCGAGAUACGGAUGAUAUUGUUAAUAGUAUUGUGGCUGGUCUUGGAACUGGUGCUCUGUAUAAGGCGGCUUCUGGUCCUAGGUCAGCGGCUGUAGCUGGGGCUAUUGGUGGAGUUGCUGUGGGUUUGGCUGUGACUGGGAAGCAGAUGCUGAAGAGAUAUGUGCCGAUCUGAGGAUUUACAAUACAUUGGUUUGUGGCCCUUUUGCCCUAAACCUUCUUAUUUAUUCAGAAAAUUUUGGAACAUAAUUCAUAUAUACUCUCAUUUUAGUUCUGCUGUGUUAUGACAGUUCUUAUAAUUGUUGGGCAUGAGGAUUCUUGCUCCUUAGUAUGUUGUAUUCCAUUGUUCUGUAUCCAUUGCUGAAGAAAUUGUGUCAAAUGAAUAAUUGGUCUUCACAUAAAUCCAGAUAUGUUCUAGAUUCAAUGAAGGUGUUCUUAAUUCCAUCUA
This is a messenger RNA of Impatiens glandulifera, 962 nucleotides long. Its product is annotated as mitochondrial import inner membrane translocase subunit TIM23-2-like. The record is from RefSeq and is a predicted model, not a curated record. The transcript has a single exon. Gene Ontology annotation, molecular function: transmembrane protein transporter activity. Gene Ontology annotation, cellular component: TIM23 mitochondrial import inner membrane translocase complex; mitochondrial inner membrane. Gene Ontology annotation, biological process: protein import into mitochondrial matrix. The coding region runs from base 120 to 689 and encodes 189 amino acids. Lineage: Eukaryota; Viridiplantae; Streptophyta; Magnoliopsida; Ericales; Balsaminaceae.